GUUUAUUAAUUCAUAUGAAACAAAUCACAUAAAUCUGACCAACAGACAGUCACUAUUUAUUUAUUUCAGUCCCAAGACCGAGUCGUUGGCUGCCAUUCUCCCGUCAUGAAAAUCCAUCUCAUACUUUCCUCUAUUUUAACCCUUCAAGUAAUCCAGUGCAAAAAAAUCCUCUUUCUAAUCCCAAUCUCGACAUUAAGUCAGAAACACUUCUUCCAACCAUUAAUUAACACUCUGGCCUCACAUGGUCACCUCAUAACUGUAAUUACCAACGUACAAAACCCCACUCGGAAUGGUAAUGUGACUGAAAUAAUUCCCAUCUCCAUCCACGAGGCCUUCUCUGAUCAAGAAGACAUCACAAAAAUUCCAUCCAAAUGGGACAUCAGUUUCUUCGACAUGAACCAAUAUACCCACAUUCUCGACAAGAUCUACACUCAUCCAGAAUUCCAGGAGGCCGUUCUUGACACCAAAUAUGACUUAAUUUUCCUCAAUCUCUACUUCGGACAAGCGUUUUUCGGCCUCGUCCACAAGAUCGGAUGCCCCUUCAUCCUCCUACACACAUACCCCGCGGCCAACUAUUACCUUAAAGAUCUAGGAAUGUAUAUGCCUCCAUCUCACGUUCCGUUCCCAACCUUCGACUUGACCGAUAGAAUGACAUUUUUAGAAAGAGUACAGAAUUACGUUGUGGAUUGGGGCGUCUAUUUUCAAGUCGAGUAUAACCAUAUUCCCGCCUUUGAGUCUAUUUACCGGAAACAUCUCGGCGCUGAUCUGCCGUCUGUUCGAGAAAUUCACCGAAAUGCCAGCCUGGUUAUGAUGAAUACGCAUUUUCUCACGAACCACCACCGACCCCUUAUGCCUGACGUGGUGGAAAUUGGAGGACUCCAUUGCCACGAUCCUAAACCUUUAUCCCACGACCUUGAACAAUUUGUGACAAGUCCACCUCUCAAUAAUGGAUUUAUCCUGAUAAGCUUCGGUUCAGUUUUGAACGGGACAUCGUUACCAGAAUCUAUUCGUCAAAAAUUUAUCUCAACGUUUUCUCGUCUCAAACUACGUGUCAUUUGGAAAUGGGAAACGGAACAAAUGGAUAAUUUACCUAGUAAUAUUAUCCUCAAGGCCUGGCUUCAACAGCAAGAUAUUUUAGGCCAUCCAAAUUGUCGCCUAUUUAUUUCACACGGUGGCCUCCUCAGUACGCAGCAAGCCAUGUACCAUGGCGUUCCAUUAAUCUCCUUCCCUUUCUUUUUUGACCAAUUAGCAAACGCCAAACUCAUCGCACAACAGGGUAUCGGGAUAGAGAUGGAUAUUUGGAAUUUUACCGAGGACGAGUUGGAAGUUGCUAUUCGACAAGUUUUAGAUCAGCCAAAGUAUACCGAACGGGUCAAACUUUUUUCAAGGCUUUUCAAAGAUCAGAUAAAUUCACCAAUGGAACGAGCAAUUUUCUGGACGAACCACGUACUGAAAUAUGAUGGAGCCCCACAUCUUAGAUCGUCGGCAAGAAGUCUAAAUUAUUUAGAAUUGCAUUCCAUUGAUGUAAUCGUGUUUCUAUUGUCGCUGCUUUGUACAGCGGUUAUGCUUGCUUACUGUUCUAUUAAGUUAUUCAGACGUAUCCUCUGCAAUAGACGUAGUAAGGAAAAGUUUGAAUAAAUUAAUAACUAAAUUAUAUUUAUUUCUAAAUACGGAAUUGCAAUAUUGUGAAAAAUUUAGUGACCCAGGGUGAAUCCAACUCACGUCUUUUGAAUACAUGUCUUCGCAACAAUAUGUGUGUACCAGGGUACGAUCAUAUCAAAUUCGAAUUUUUUGCCAGUUUCUAAAUAUCGAUAUAUGUAUAUUAUAUCCCAACAAAAUUCGAAUUUUCAAACAAUUUUAAAAAUGGAGUUAUAUGUUGCAAAGGAAGUAAUUACCGAUAUACUGGAACGUCCAUCCAGAUUCGGAAGCAAAAAUAAGUAUUUUUUAAAUAAAAUUUCAUAUUGGCAAACAA
Messenger RNA from Folsomia candida, 1972 nucleotides. Its product is annotated as UDP-glucuronosyltransferase 2B20. Gene Ontology annotation, molecular function: UDP-glycosyltransferase activity. The record is from RefSeq and is a predicted model, not a curated record. Bases 106 to 1638 code for a protein of 510 amino acids. NCBI's taxonomy places the organism in Eukaryota, Metazoa, Arthropoda, Collembola, Entomobryomorpha, Isotomidae. The transcript has 5 exons.